Acyrthosiphon pisum (pea aphid) is the source of this 854-nucleotide messenger RNA. Its product is annotated as CG4884-like. Gene Ontology annotation, cellular component: mitochondrion. The record is from RefSeq and is marked predicted. Gene Ontology annotation, molecular function: RNA binding. Gene Ontology annotation, biological process: regulation of mitochondrial transcription. Lineage: Eukaryota; Metazoa; Arthropoda; Insecta; Hemiptera; Aphididae.
UUGCCGGAUUUCAUUUCUCGACAAUAUUAUUAAUUCUCGAUAUUUUACAUUUAUAAUAUUAUACAUUAAUUCAAUUUUAUGCCUAUUUUAAUUGCGAAUUCGUACGUCGUUUUAGGAAUUUCUAGUAGCUCGGACACUCGUGUAUUGCCAUUAAUUAAUAUUAUUGUUCUACGGUUUUCGUAGUCUCAAGAGAUAUUUGAGCAAAAUGUUCAAUACUCUAAGGUUUUUGUCCCGACUUUCGUCGACCACCGUUCCCAUUGGAUUGCGGUCAUCAGUUUUGAGCAGACAUUCGGUUCGGAAUAUCUCCUACCAAUGUCGACAGCCGAUUCUGGCAAACAAAUUUCAGUGCGUCAAUACGGGCAGACGUUACAAACGUACAAAGAAAGAAAACGAUCGAGAUUCUGACGAUGAAUUAGAUUUAGAAAUGGACGAUAACAGUCAACUGGUUAAAUUCAGGACCAGUACGAUGAGAAUGGAUACUGUCCUAAAGCAUGCACUAGGAAAGUCUAGAAAUAAAAUUGAAGUAGCUUUUUAUGAAAGUCGAAUUCGAGUGAAUGGAGAAAAAGUUCCGAAGAAAAGCCACACAAUAGAAGUGGGCGAUGAGGUGGAUCUGAUCAAAGGUCCUAGUCCAAAUAAUCCAGAUUUUCUUUUAGUAUCAAGAGUAGAAGUAUUGUCUGCCAAAUUAGAUGGAGAUGAAUUAGAUGUAAAAUUAAAAAAGUAUAAGAGCCUUCUGAUUAACAAUUAUGAAAACAAAUGGAAAUCACAAUCAUAAAAAUAUAUUGGACGUCUAGAUUAAAUAAUUUCAUUAUAAUAUGAAUAAUUACCAUUUAUAAAUUAAACUCCAAGUGUUCAAC